Messenger RNA from Anopheles marshallii, 1767 nucleotides. It is a transcript of the gene NELF-B, whose product is annotated as negative elongation factor B. The transcript is spliced from 2 exons. Lineage: Eukaryota; Metazoa; Arthropoda; Insecta; Diptera; Culicidae. The coding region runs from base 1 to 1767 and encodes 588 amino acids. The record is from RefSeq and is a predicted model, not a curated record. Gene Ontology annotation, cellular component: NELF complex; nucleus. Gene Ontology annotation, biological process: negative regulation of transcription elongation by RNA polymerase II.
AUGAAUCCUGCACAAAAAAUUGCUCAUUCUGGCCUGGAAGAGGUUAACGUUCCGGGUCCGGUGUUCCUGAAGGCUGCCCUUUCCGAGUGUGAUGAUCCACUGAAGGCUAUCGAGUCAUUUCAAGUGGAAAAUGGCAUCUUGCUACCAUCGUUACGGCCUAUGCUCCCAUUGCUCGAUUUGCACGGUGUACGCCGGCUGGAUUUCCAUACAUCCGUACUGGAGGAGCUGCGAGAUAAGCUGAUCGCACACAUCAACGAGCUGGGCGCCAAAGAGGGCCGCCAGCGGGACUUGAAGUUGAAGGAGCUGCUGGUGAAAAGUUUCCCGGUCGUUCGCGUUAAAGCCCUGCGGCCGGUUGUUAUGUGCAUCCUGCGCAAUACGCCGCACAUUGAAGACAAGUAUCUGCGGAUCUUGGUGCGCGAUCGAGAACUAUACCAGGACACGGACACCGAAGUGAAGCGCCAGAUCUGGCGUGACAACCAGUCACUGUUUGGUGAUGAAGUUUCGCCUUUACUGUCGCAGUAUAUUCGCGAAAAGGAACACAUCCUGUUCGAUCACCUGAAUUUGAACAAUCUGUUCUUUACACCGACACCGAAAGUACGUCGGCAGGGCGAGGUGGUACAAAAGCUGGCCCACAUGAUUGGCAACAGUGUCAAGCUGUACGAUAUGGUACUACAGUUCCUUCGGACACUGUUUUUACGUACGCGCAACGUGCACUAUUGUACGCUCCGGGCGGAACUGUUAAUGGCGCUGCACGAUCUCGAGGUACAGGACAUCAUAUCGGUGGAUCCGUGCCACAAGUUCACCUGGUGUUUGGAUGCGUGCAUCCGCGAAAAGAACGUCGACAUGAAGCGUUCGCGCGAGUUGCAGGGUUUCCUCGAUAACAUCAAGCGCGGUCAGGAACAGGUGCUGGGCGAUCUGUCCAUGACACUGUGUGAUCCGUACGCGAUCAACUUUCUGGCCACGUCCGCGAUAAAGAUUUUGCAGCAUCUCAUCAACAACGAGGGACUGCCGAGAGAAAACCAGAUACUGGUACUGUUGCUCCGCAUGCUUGCCCUCGGACUGUCCGCCUGGGUCAUGAUUGAUUCGCAAGAUUUCAAGGAACCGAAACUGGAUAGCCAGGUGGUGACGAAGUUUCUGCCCGCACUAAUGUCGCUAAUGGUGGACGAUCAAGUGCGCCAUCUGCACUCGAAGUUGCCACCGGAUGAACGCGAAAGUGCGAUCACGACGAUUGAACACUCUGGACCGGCACCGGAUGCGGUAGAGGCUUACAUUCAGGAAAAUGCAGUCGCAUCGAUCCUCGCGAUGUACUACACGCUACACACCGCACGCCAGAAGGACCGUGUCGGUAUCCUGCGCGUCAUGGCCAUACUUGCCUCCUGCAAGGACGAUCGUGCGUACGAGGAUCCGUUCCUACAUUCGCUGAUCGCGCUCAUCAUACCGAUGUCGGAGGAGUUCGCCAACGAAGACUUCUGCACCGGACUGUUCGAUGAAUUCCUGUUCGCUGGGUUAACGCGCGAUAACGUUACGCGACACAUGCUGAAGCUGCUCUGGUACAUCCACCAGAAGCUACCGCAGGCACGGCUGAUGACGCUGAUGAAGGCGCUGCAACCGACAGCACAGCAUCACGAGAGCGUACACAAGCUGUACGAAAAUCUCCAGAAGCGGGUCGGUGCGCUCACGCAGGAACCGCAACCCGAACCGAUGGAAACGGAUUUUGAUUCGCCGCUCAAAAAUGUCCCCACUCCCGGACCUCAUUAUGUGAGUUAG